AUGCGACUUCACUCCCUCCAGAGAGAAGCGGUUCCCGGUGGCUCUACCUCCGGUGCGGAUACCGCCAGGCCAACGUCAACCCCGUCCUCGCCCUCGACCGCAACGCUGCUUAGAAGAGUGGAAGUCACCUCAUCCCGUGGUAAUCAGUCCAAACACUCUGAGGAGAUUUCGAUAGCCCAAAAUGGAUUCUCGCUACCAGCGCACAUGGACACGCCUUUUGAUCGACUCCUUGAGCAUAGGUUGAUGCAUCACUUCGUCAGCAUGAGCGAACAAACUUAUUUCAGACUCAUCGGUACAGGCUUAGUCGGGCAGGCCACAGAUCAACUGGCAUCAAAAAGGAACAUCUAUGUCGACUGGGUUGUCCGGCUUUCACUCACCAAUGAGCACCUCAUGGAUGCUCUCCUCGGCUUCUCAGCCUUCAGCCUUCGAAACCUGGACUCGACGAAUAGGAAACUCUCUCAGGCCUCACACGCGUACAUGACAAGAGCAAUAUCAGCUCACGUAGCAGAUCUCAACAGGGGAAUCGGUGAUAGCAACGGGGAAACGGCUUUCGCUACUGCCUGCCUCAUCGCGUUUACCACCAUCAGCAGUGAGCAGUAUAUAUCUUCCAAUGAAGACGCUCGGCUCCCUCUACACUGGUUCAAACCAUGGCAGGGCGUCAGGGCGGUAGCGACCGCCUCCUGGAACCAUCUCAGCCACGGGGAAUUCAAGACCCUGCUCGAGCACGAACGCACUAACCAAAUCCCGCCAAAACUCGACCACGACAAGGUCCCCGUAUUUGACUUCCUCCUCCAAGACCUGGACCGGGAGACCACAGACCCAGAAGCAUUGCACGCCUACGACCUCAGCGUCUUGUGGCUCACAUGCAUGUACCACAACCCUCGGAGCGAGUACGUCUUCAAGUUCACCACCAAAGUCUCGCCGAAGUUCGUGGAGCUGCUCGAGGCCAAGGACCCGAGGACCCUCACCAUCGUGGGGUAUUUCUUCAUGCUGCUCCGCAUCUUGGAUAAGGUGUGGUGGCUCCCCCAGAUGACGAGAGGCCAGUUCUGGACGCUGGUGGACAUGUUGCCUGGUGAGGGGAUGUGGAAAGCGAGGAUGGAGUGGGCUGCGAAGGAGUUUGAGACGAGUGAGGGAGCUGAGCCUAGAGAUAUGUCAAGCUUUGGCAUAGGGCUCAAGCUGCCAAUGACCUAA
Drepanopeziza brunnea f. sp. 'multigermtubi' MB_m1 is the source of this 1191-nucleotide messenger RNA. The record is from RefSeq and is a predicted model, not a curated record. NCBI's taxonomy places the organism in Eukaryota, Fungi, Ascomycota, Leotiomycetes, Helotiales, Drepanopezizaceae.